This is a messenger RNA of Trifolium pratense (red clover), 1488 nucleotides long. RefSeq lists its product as uncharacterized. The record is from RefSeq and is a predicted model, not a curated record. The transcript has 3 exons. The coding region runs from base 382 to 1317 and encodes 311 amino acids. NCBI's taxonomy places the organism in Eukaryota, Viridiplantae, Streptophyta, Magnoliopsida, Fabales, Fabaceae.
GCUCAGGGGGUGUUUGUUUCACUUCUUAAAAUAAUAUUCCCAGGAUACUGAGGCUGGAAAUAAAUAAACCCACGUUUGGUAUAUUGGAACAAAAAAAAAAGCCUUGGAAUAAAAAGUACCCAGGAAUCUCAAACUACCCACUUUCUUCCCACGUUCUUUUCCAAUUUAUUCCCAUGAGAUGAGGGCUGGAAAAUUUUGUUCCCAGGAACCAUGAACCCAUGUUCUCUAUGAAAACCCAUUUUUACCCUUUGAUUUACCCGCUCAAUCUUCCCUCCAAAACAAUUUCCACGUUGAAACAAUUGCUUUAUAUUCUACUAAAUUGUUUGUUCAUCACCAACUUGCAAUUUUUUCUGGGUUCUGGAUUUCACCUUGUUGUUCCAGAUGGACGGAUCUUCUGAAAAUCAAAGUGUAAAAGCCACAAAGCGACAAUGGACUGCCGAAGAAGAUGCAGUAUUAGUGCAAGGUUUGUUGAAAUUGGUAGAUGAUGGUUGGAAGGCUGAUGCAGGGUCAUUUAAACCUGGUUAUACUAAAGUAUUAGAGAAAUAUAUUCUCAACAAAUUUCCAGGUUGCACAUUAAAAGCUAACCCGCAUAUUGAAUCAAGGGUGAAACGUCUAAAAUCACAAUAUUCUGCAAUCAAAGAUAUGUUGGGUCCAAGUGCAAGUGGUUUUGGGUGGGAUGAUACUCGGAAGAUGAUUAUAGUGGAGAAGGAGAUCUAUAGUCAAUGGUGCAAGUCUCAUCCUACUGCAAUUGGCUUGUUUGGAAAACCAUUUCCACACUUUGAUUCUUUGGAUACUGUAUUCGGAAAAGAUAAAGCAUCUGGUAAUGCAGCAGAAGAUACUGUUGAUAUGCCUGUUCAGAUGGAGAAGGAACAGUUUGCAUCAACUGAAGGGGGCGGGUCAGGAAUUAAUUUGGAUGGCGAUGAAGAUGAUUUUCUGUCACAGAUACCAGAAACACAGACAGCUAACACUACUAAUUAUAGGACUGGAAAGCGUGGGGGGAAAAGGGUGAAGCAUAAUGAUGAUGGUUCUGAUAGCUUCUUAACUUCAGUGAACAAGUUAGGUGAGUGUUUUGCUAGCGGUGUUGAGAAUAUGAAACAACUAUCCUCUUGUUUUAUGCACGAGAAAGUCACAGCUGAAAGGAGGAAUCAAAUUGUCUCCAUAUUAAGUGAAAUAGGACUAUCUGAUGAUGAUGUUGUGAUGGCUUCUAUGCUUAUAACCAAAGACAACAACCUCUGUGAUUGUUUUUUCGCUAUGAAUACUCCUGAAUUGAGAAAGAAGUUUGUGGUCAUGCUGUUACGUAACAAUGGUUUUCAGUAGAAUUUUGCAUAUUUACUAUUUCGAAUGUUUUAUUAAGAAAAACACUUAUGUAGAAUUUUUCUUUGGUGAUUUUAUUGUUUAGUUGUUUUUAUCAUUGUUAAGUAAAAAACUCAUGUACGAAUUGUCUUUGAAUCUUUUUAUUUAUUGAAGUGUUACUUUUGCUUUGAUUAA